UUUCAGAAAAGGUUUCUGCACUAUACGUGAAAAACAUUGAGAUACUUUCAGACAAAACGUGUGUCAGAUCUAUAAACCCGUGUUUAUGCUACUAUAUAUUUUCCAUAUUACAAGGCAUCUUAAGUUCCAUGACAAGAUACCGGAAAAUGAGUUGACGUUUUGAUUGUAAUUGUGUGUGUUUGAUCAUUUCUUUGUACAGUCGCCCGCAUGAUUUCCUGUUACACUCACGUGAAACUGUUGACAGCAUUCAACUACAGAGCUCCAUGAUACAGUUUCUGAAAGAGCAGCGGUGAGGUUUUUGAGGAAUGCAGCAAGAUUAUUACAAAGGCCUUGUGAACGAACAGGGGAUUUAACUCUUUCAACGCCGCUCAGUACUGUGAACCAAAGACCUCCGGGGAACUAAGAACCAGUAAUAGCAUCAAAACGACUGCCAUGCUUUCUUUCUUAACAAUUUUACUGUACAUCUGCUCCCCAGUCAGCUCUUUCAAUAUCAAUUCCCAGCUCCCGCCUCUCACUGGGGAAUCUUCCUCACAGUUUGGACACAAGGUUCUCCAGUUCGGCUCUGGAGACAGAAAGAGGAUUAUUGUCAGCGCCCCUCUAAAAGACAAUGGGACUGGGGGACUGUACAGCUGUCAGUACCCCAGCCAGGACUGUGCAGCCAUCGACCUGCAGGGGCAACCUGGGAUAUCUCUGGGGCUCUUCAUGGCAACCGAUACCCACAAUGCAGAUCAUCUAGUGGCUUGUGGUCCCAGGUUGUCUCACUACUGCGACCGGAAUAGUUUUCUCAACGGACUCUGCUUCCUGCUCAAUGAAAGCUUCAAUGUCUUGGAGACCCUAAAGCCAGCUUUUCAAGAAUGCACUGACUCUGGUCUUGACGUGGUAAUCCUGUUUGACGAUUCUGUGAGCAUCACUUCCAAGGACUUUCAGACUAUGAAGACAUUUAUCAAAAACACCAUUCGAAUGUUCACCGACCCCAAAGCGCAGGUUGCCGCGGCUCAGUUCUCCACUGUGACCCGCCCUGUGUUCCAGUUUGAGAACUACCGGUACAACCCAGACCCAGAAUUCCUGAUGAGACACGUCCAGCAGACAAGGGGAAACACGCACACACCCAGCGCAAUCAAAUACGUGCUUGACGAAAUGUUCACAGAGGCGAAAGGAAUGCGUCGGGAAUCUAAGAAGCUUCUCAUAGUGAUCACUGACGGACUGUCUAACGACAAACUGACUUUCCAGGAUGUGAUUCCGCUGGCAGAGAAGCGCGGGAUCAUCAGAUACGCCAUUGGGGUUGGCAACGACUUCAAGACCUCUUUAAAAGAGUUACAGACCAUAGCGUCGGAUGGUAACAUCUUUAAGGCUGACAGUUUUGACGCCCUCAGCUCUAUCCAGGAACAACUCAAGGAAAGACUAUUCGCCAUUGAAGGGACCAACAAGAGAUCCAACUUCAGCUCUUUCCAGAUGGAGCUUUCCCAGGGUGGAUUCAGCGCAGCUUUCACAGAGGGGGCGCUGUUACUGGGAGCUGUGGGAUCCUUUGACUGGUCUGGAGGAGUGGUGGAGGUACGGGACGGGCACAGCACUUUUAUAAACGCCUCCUCUCGGGACCCGGACAUGAAGACUUCUUAUCUAGGAUACUCCAUGGCGGCUGGCCGGACGGGACAGGAGGUUCUAUAUUUUCUGGGGGCGCCCCGAUACAGACACAAGGGCAAAGUGAUCGUGUUCCAGAAGAGAGACUCAAACUGGGGCGAGACUCAGCACAUCCAGGGCGAACAGAUCGGGUCUGCGUUCGGCUCGGAGCUCUGCUCAGUGGAUGUCAAUGCAGACGGACAGACAGACCUGCUGCUGAUCGGAGCCCCUCUCUUCCACCAGGGGGGGAUCGGGGGCAGGGUGACUGUGUGCGUGCUGGAGCCAGCGGGAAAUGUCUCCUGCAAUUCCUCCCUCUACGGUUCUCCUGGGAAUCUCUUGGGGAGUUUCGGAGCAGCGAUCGCUCGUACUGCCGAUCUCAACGGGGACAAUCUGUCCGACAUCGCCAUCGGAGCCCCGCUGGAGAACAACUGGCACGGCAGCGUCUAUAUCUUCCUCGGAGAGAGGAGGGGGGUGCGAUUGGAGUACAGCCAGAAACUCGAGGGAAUGUCCUUCCAUCCCAGCCUGCAGUUCUUCGGUCAGUCGGUCCACGCCGCCGGUGACAUCACUGGGGACGGGAUGACGGACAUCGCGGUCGGAGCACGGGGGGCUGUCGUCAUUCUGAGGUCCCAGCCGGUAGUCAAUGUCUCAGUGUCCAUGACGUUCUCUCCAGCUGUUCUGCCUGAGCAGAGAUUCCACUGCGCUGGGAGCCCUUCCAGCUACACUGAUACUGCUGUCCUGGCCACAGUGUGUAUCAAUGUGGAGUCGCUCUAUGCUGGAUUUUUUGCAGGCUCUCUCAGUGUGAGUGUUAACAUCUCUCUGGAGCUCGACCCAGGAAGAGCAUCGAGUCGGCUGCUCUUCAGCAACACUGCGAGGGCCGUGUCUCAGAGCCUGUCUGUGAAGGACCGGGAGUGCGUGGUCCAGGAGAUCAGAGUUCCGGAGUGUAUUGAGGAUUACUCUCCUGUGGAGGUUCGGGGGAGUUUCUCAAUGAGCGGAGAGGAGAUUGAGGGGACCCGAGGCCUGAGGCCAGUCUUGACCCCCGACUGCAACACAGAAUUCACAGGGAAGAUGCCGCUGGAGAAGAUUUGUGGAGAGGAUGACAUCUGUGUUGCAGAUCUGAGUGUCUCCUUUAACUUCUCGGGCUCCCCAUUCAUUGUGGCGAGCUUGUCCUUUGUUCUGGACAUCACAGUGAACCUGACCAAUGCUGGAGAGGAUUCAAACAGCAGCAAGGUGGUUCUGCUCUACCCCGCAGCGCUGUCCUUCACGAAAGCCAUCGUGGUGCAGUCCACAUGGAGGGUGCGUCUGGCCUGCACUGCAGUCAAGAUCCUGGGGGAGGUGCUGGAGAGGACCUCCUGUGAGGUCAGCACCCCUAUCCUGAAGGGGGGAGCCACUGUGCUGUUGCUCGCCUCCUUUGCAGUGUCCAGACCUGAUGAUCUGAAUGACAGCCUGGAGAUCAACGUGACAGCCAUGAGCAAAAAUGAAAACUUAACUUUAGAAGAUAACUUUGCAAGACAUUCGAUUCCUGUACUACAGCCAGUUAAUGUCAUUGUGAGGGGGGCAGAGUCAACGCAGUACCUGAACUUCACACAAAGCCUCCAGGGGAGCAAACAUGUGACGCAUUCCUAUGAGGUGAAGAAUCUGGCCAAGGCAGCUCCAGUGAACAUCACUUUUAUAGUUCCCCUGGAACUUGAACCCGGGUUCAAAUGGAACGUCUCUAUACCACAGGCCUGUGUUGAUGAGGUCGAAGUAAAGGGGAACUCAAAUCAAACUGAUUAUCAGCAUGGGAGAAUCUCUACAACAAAGGGCUGCCGUGGAACUCUCUGUCGCGUGAUUCACUGCACCAUCGAUCAGCUGACCAAGGAGCAGCCAAUCCGAUUCACUCUCUCAGGGAAUGUCACAAAGGACAAGGCGCAGGGGCAAGUGAAGCUGCAGCUGGAGAGCUUGGGGUUCCUGUCGUACAAUCAACAGAAAUACACGCAGUACCCCGAAGGGAAGUACCACCAGGCACAGGUUGUGACAGAGCUGGAGGUUCUUGCUGACGUGAGCUACGUCCCAAUCAUUCUGGGAAGCAUAAUCGGGGGUCUCUUCAUCCUGCUCUUGAUCUUCGGGGUCCUCUACAAGAUUGGAUUUUUCAAGAGAGGCUCGUCAGAGUCACAAGAACAAGAAAGUUAAAACCACCUGCGCCCUGAAACCAAUCCAUAGAAUUCAACCUCGCUCUCAGUAUCAAACUGGGACACCUGUCUGUUGUACCUUACACUGCAGUACAAACUGUACACUUAGAAAUCAUAUUUGCUGCGCCUUUAAUGAUUCAAUCUGUUGCAAUGAUAUAUAUGUGUGUGUGUGUGUGUGUGUGUGUGUGUGUGUGUGUGUGUGUGUGUGUGUGUUUCUGGUUCACCAUUGUAAUGUUCAUCUCUCCUUGCUGAGAAUGUUUAUUGCAGUUAACCCUUGUGGUACUGGAGCAAAUACUUUGGCUCAAUCCCCCCCAAAAAACAAGAUUACAGCGAGGAGAGGAAAUGUAUCUUUGUGUCCAGUCUUUAAUUUGGCCCUGGAAUAAAUCAAAAUUUAAAAUCGAGCCUCACUGGCAAUGCAUGCCCCCUCCAGGCAUAUUACCAUGUAUUGCUGAAGACACACUGUAUUUCUGAAGAAGAACGCUCCAUGCUGGGUGCCACAAAGAGUAGCAAGCCAACAGAUGAAUGAGUCUGGAAGGAAGGAGGAAUUAUAUUCUCACGUUAGUAGCUGAGUCUGAACCUGGAUUACAAUCAAUUGCAUUGCAUACCCUUAUUUUGUUAAACACACAGCAGAACCAUGGGAGUUAUAAUUCUUAUUGUUUCUGCAUAAGCCAGCUGUUAAUAAACUAUGUUGAAUUUG
Messenger RNA from Polyodon spathula (Mississippi paddlefish), 4482 nucleotides. Its product is annotated as integrin alpha-X-like. Gene Ontology annotation, cellular component: integrin complex; external side of plasma membrane. Bases 433 to 3786 code for a protein of 1117 amino acids. The transcript is spliced from 30 exons. NCBI's taxonomy places the organism in Eukaryota, Metazoa, Chordata, Actinopteri, Acipenseriformes, Polyodontidae. The record is from RefSeq and is a predicted model, not a curated record. Gene Ontology annotation, molecular function: integrin binding. Gene Ontology annotation, biological process: cell adhesion mediated by integrin; cell-matrix adhesion; integrin-mediated signaling pathway.